GCACACAGAAUAGCAACAGUCACGGAAAAUUUAGACGCAGCGGAGCGUUGAAUAAAAUACAAAAACGGUACACUAGGAGUGAUACAAGGUGCCAUUAUUGGAGGUUUACUAUUCAAGAGCAGACAUGGCCGUUUCAGUAGGAUCCGUAUUAGUUCUCUUGUUUUGUAUUGCACUGACUGUCAACUAUGUGCGGAGCCAAGCUGCCAAGUCAGCAACUGCCGUGACAGUCGACCAGGGCCAGGCACAAACAACUGGUGAGCGAGAGAAUGAGUGGGAAGGUCCGCCUGGUGGAGGUUACGCCGGGACAACGGAUAUGAUGACGGCAGCGGUACCGACGACUGGAGAACCCGCCGAAGCGCCCGAAAUGGAGGAAAUGAUUACAACUACUACCGUUAAACCUAAACCAACCAAACCAAAACCCCGAAAGCGACCGAAGUCGAGAAGAAGACGACCAAAGAACUUAAAACCUAAACCAAAGUCCAAAAAGGCAACGCCAGCACCAACGCCAGCACCGACCCCAGCACCGACGACGCCGGCGACCACUCUAGCACCAACACCGGCAAUGACACCUGUGCCAACACAGGCCCCUACCCCUGCACCGACCAAAGCGCCGGUGAAAAAGACGAAAGGAAAGGUUUCGAAAAAGGCAGGCCUCGCCAAAGGAAAAAAGGCCAGACAGGGUUAUGCCGCUGGGGGUGGUGCUGCCGCACCUGCCCCUCAUAUUGUUCAGCAACCGGUGUACAAGCAACCUGUUGCUACAACAACACCAGCGCCUUUAACCAAGUCACCAAGCCAGUAUCUGUACGAACCGCACUCCUGUCCUAAAAUGGACGUGGCAACAUGGGAGAACGAAGUGGUGAUUUAUGACAACAAAAAUUGUGCAAUAAUUGUGCGGAUGAACCCGAGACUACGAAGACCAACAGUAACAAUGCAGGCUCCAUAUUGGUGACCGCUGAUCAUACUUUUGCAAAUGGCGACGUCAUUGUUCUUCUUUGUUAUUUCGGAUUCAAUGUUUUGGCUGUACAAACUCAUUUGCUAUUGUACUGGUCCCAUAGAAAUCCCAUUGCACCAGCAGAUUUCAACUCCUGAUUUAUUCAAUCGAGUGCACCUUGCACACAUACCACGUGACACAAAUAACAAUAUGGUCACCGGAGUGUCACGUGAAUUUUUAUCAAUAAAUGGAGAUGGUGAAUUAAAAUCAUAAAUAUGUAUACGUGUUUAUAAUAUGGCAAUAUCGGUUGUUAGUGUUAUUUUGAAUAAAUUUUAUGUGGAGAGA
Messenger RNA from Mercenaria mercenaria, 1276 nucleotides. Its product is annotated as proteoglycan 4-like. NCBI's taxonomy places the organism in Eukaryota, Metazoa, Mollusca, Bivalvia, Venerida, Veneridae. The coding region runs from base 125 to 949 and encodes 274 amino acids. The record is from RefSeq and is a predicted model, not a curated record. The transcript has 8 exons.